Messenger RNA from Vanessa tameamea, 2073 nucleotides. It is a transcript of the gene ScpX, whose product is annotated as sterol carrier protein 2. Gene Ontology annotation, molecular function: acyltransferase activity, transferring groups other than amino-acyl groups. The coding region runs from base 167 to 1777 and encodes 536 amino acids. NCBI's taxonomy places the organism in Eukaryota, Metazoa, Arthropoda, Insecta, Lepidoptera, Nymphalidae. The transcript is spliced from 2 exons. The record is from RefSeq and is a predicted model, not a curated record.
UAUCGUUUAUUUCUUUCAAUUCGUCGGUAUUUGUCAAGUAAUUAGUUUCACCUAGAUCGUGCGCGAAAAUAAUUUACAUAGCAAGUUGUGGUCUUUUGAAAAUAUAAUUUCACAGUGGUCAUCGCAGUUCGACAUUAAGAAAUCGAGGUAAUUAUUCAAUACGAAAAUGCCUAAGAAAGUUUUUGUAGUUGGUGUCGGUAUGACGAAAUUCGUCAAGCCCAGUACUGGGAGAGAUUAUCCCGAUUUAGGCAAAGAGGCUGUUGAAGCUGCUCUCGCUGAUGCUCGUAUUAAGUACGAUGAUGUACAACAAGCGGUUUGCGGCUACGUUUUCGGUGAUUCCACCUGUGGUCAACGGGUUUUAUACCAGGUCGGUAUGACCGGUAUUCCUAUUUACAAUGUAAAUAAUAACUGCUCAACAGGUUCUAAUGCUCUCUUUCUGGCCAAACAACUUAUUGAAGGUGGUAUUUCUGAUAUUAUACUAGCUGUUGGUUUUGAAAAAAUGACUCCAGGUGCUCUCGGAAAUGCCACAUUCACCGAUAGAACUAAUCCGUUGGAUAAGCAUACUCUGAAAAUGGCCGAAAUUACCGAAUUAACAGGCUCACCAAUUACUGCGCAGUAUUUCGGCAAUGCAGGUUUGGAGCAUAUGAAAAAAUAUGGUUCUACAGAAGUUCACUUAGCAAAAAUUGCAGCUAAGAAUCACCGCCAUGGUGCAAAGAAUCCCCGAGCUCAAGGCUCAAGGGAGUACACAGUAGAAGAGAUUUUGAAUUCUCGUAGAAUUUAUGGUCCAUUAACAAAAUUGGAAUGUUGUCCAACUAGUGAUGGAUCAGCUGCGGCUGUACUCAUGUCAGAGGAAGCUGUUAUUCGUUAUGGACUGCAGCAGAAAGCAGUCGAAAUCAUCGGUAUGGAAAUGGCUACAGACACACCGGCUGUGUUUGAACAAAACAGUUUGAUGAAAGUUGCUGGUUUUGAUAUGACUGCUUUAGCUGCAAAACGUAUUUACCAAAAAACUGGAAUAACACCAAAACAAGUUGACGUUGUAGAAUUGCAUGACUGCUUUGCUGCUAACGAAUUGAUAACAUAUGAGGGUCUGCAGCUUUGUGGGGAGGGAGAAGCUGGUAAAUUUAUUGAUGCAGGAGACAAUACAUACGGAGGUCAAGUUGUGGUCAACCCAAGCGGUGGUUUAAUAGCUAAGGGACAUCCUCUUGGUGCGACUGGUUUAGCCCAAUGUGCAGAACUUGUGUGGCAACUGCGUGGAGAAGCGGGUGAAAGACAGGUUCCUCGUGCGCGUAUCGCCUUGCAACAUAACCUGGGACUCGGAGGUGCUGUAGUCAUCACCAUGUACCGCAAAGGCUUCAACAAUGCUGUCCCCAAUCAAGUCGCUGCCAUCACUAACAACCCCGAAAAUUUCAAAGUAUAUAAGUAUAUGAAGAUCCUCGAGGAAGCGAUGCAAACCGAUGAGGACAAACUCAUUGAAAAAGUUAGAGGCAUCUAUGGUUUCAAAGUAAGAAAUGGUCCAAAUGGUGACGAGGGAUACUGGGUGAUAAAUGCUAAAGAAGGAAAAGGCAAUGUUACGUACAAUGGUAAGGAUAAAUGUGACGUCACCUUCACGAUAAACGACGAAGAUGUUGCGGACUUGAUUUCUGGAAAACUAAAUCCUCAAAAAGCAUUUUUCCAAGGAAAAAUUAAAAUUCAGGGUAACAUGGGCUUAGCAAUGAAGCUCACUGACUUACAGAGAUCUGCAGCCGGUAGAAUCGACGCAAUUCGCUCUAAGCUAUAAAAUAACUCUAGAAAUUGGUUUUUUAUCUUAUUCUGGGUUAUGGAAGAAUGGGUCUUGGGCAUUUAUAUAGUAGUACGUCACAAUAAAUUAGGUGUUAAGCCGACAGUUUGAAGACUCGACAGUUUCAUUUCGAUGUACCGCAGUGCAAUAUAUAUUAAAAUAUUGUUAAGAAAAAUUAAAUCAUAUUUUUAAUGCUAUUGUUUUUUGUAUAAAUAUCAUUCCAUUUUGUAAAUUGCACUUAAAUAUAUUAUUAUUGUUGUUUAGAUAUUUUUCUAUAUUAAACGAUUUUUUAUCAA